GCCGGUUGAUAGCGGGAUCGUUGUUAGUCACAGCGGGACCACGUACGGUGGCGGUCGUGGAGUCAAGAGUCGUGAACGGCGAGAGACAGACAAACAAAAGAAGAGGAAAGACGGGGGCGAACACUCGUCACCGCGGGCACCUGAGGGGAAGACUGGAACGACUGGAGAGAGAGAGAGAGAGAGAGCAGAGUGAUCCGACACGCAGCCUGAUCUGGGCGUUCUGAGCACGGUGGUAACGCGCCUCGAUUCCCGGCAACGUAAUAGAAGAGUCUCUGUCGUCGUCGUCGUCGUCAUCAUCGUCGUCGCCGUCGCCGCCGCCACCGUCGUCUCUCUCGAUCGUGCGCUUAAUUCGGUGCGUGGGCUCCUACUGGUGCGCGCGCGCGCGCGCGUGUAUGUCCUCGCGUGUGUUCCAUCGUCGUCGUUGUUCGCGUUGAGUGCCGUCGUCGGUUGGUUUCCGUUUGUGUUUUUUAAUAACGUUGUGCCUCGCGCACACGGCGGAAAGACGAGCGACGACGCAUAGUGCAUCCAACACUGCUGUGAGGAGAAAGAGAUAGGAGUGCCAGUUGGAGGAGGAGAAGGCGCGUCGGGGUGGUGUAGAGGAAGACGCAGCAGCAGAGCAGCAGCAGCAGCAGCAGCAGCACGAGAAAAAGGAGUAAAAGGAGAGGAGGAUACGGUGGAGGUGAAGGGGGGGGAGGCGGUGGUGCGGAGCGGCGGAUUUGUUUUCUUGCACAACGGUGGAGCAAAACGGCCUCAAGCUGUGGGGCUCUGGGGCGUUUUUCCUUCCUCCGCAAGGGAUGUACUACCCUCAUAUGGUGCAGACAGGGAUGGCUGCGCCCUAUGGUGGGGGUGUCUUCCCUCCUCCGGUAAACGGGGUCGCGGGUGUUGUGGGGGCGGCCGGUGCAGCCGGUGACGUUAAGCCACCGCCACCAGUGACGGUGAAGGAGGAGAACGCUGGUGCACCCCAACAACCACCCCCGACCGGCGGGCCCCAGGUGCCGCCUGCGGCGGGUGCACCCCAUCCCGCCGCCCCCGGUGCGCCGACCGCGGCCAGCUUCAGUCCGCCUCCGCCUCCGAAUGGGGUCGAUCAACAGGCCAUCUCGGAGGUGUUUCAGGCUGCAGUGGUGGCAGCGGCGGCAGCAGCCGCGAGUGGCGGUGGCCAGCAACCCGCACCAACACCAGGCGGUGGCAGCGAGACCAACCCCGAAGGCGGAGUGGAGGCUGCUGCGUUGGCACCUGUCACCUCAGGCGCGACGACACCUGCGACAGCGACACAAGGCACCGACCUCAAAGGUCAACCGAAACGCUUGCACGUUAGCAACAUACCUUUUCGCUUCCGAGACCCUGACCUCAGGGCAAUGUUCGGGCAAUUCGGGCCAAUUCUUGACGUGGAAAUUAUAUUUAAUGAAAGAGGAAGCAAGGGAUUCGGUUUUGUAACAUUCGCAAAUAGUGCUGACGCGGACCGGGCACGUGAGAGGCUACACGGCACCGUGGUUGAGGGCAGAAAGAUUGAGGUGAACAACGCAACGGCGAGGGUACAGACGAAAAAACCGCCGACGGUGCCGAACGUGUGCGUACAGUGGCCUGAGGCCGCGGCGCUCAGAGGAGUCGCCAUACAGCGUGGCCGAGUAGGAGCGGCAAGGGCGACUUUCCCGACCAGCGCGGCCGCCCUGGCGCUGGCUAGGAAUCCGGGGCCGCUCGCAGCCGCAGCUGCAGCCACGGCCCUGCAUCCCUUCGCAUCCGCUGUUUACUACGACCCCUUCCUCGCGGCCCACGCAGCGACGCAGGAUCCCAACUACAGGUUGCAGCUGGAAUGGCCUCAAGCAACAGCUGACGCCGCGGCAGCGGCAGCCGCAGCCUCACCGUUGUUGAAGACACCACUAUCAUCGGCACAACAGGCUACAUACGCAGCUGCAGCGACCUACACGGCGGUGGCUGCGCGCGCAUACGGCGCAGCUGCAGCUGCGGCACAACCGGUCGCAGGAUAUGCCGCAGUCGCGGGCUACGGGCGUGAAUACGCCGAUCCCUACCUCGGACAUGGCAUCGGACCUGUGGCGGGUUACGGGGCAACAGUAUACAGAGGUAGCUACAACAGGUUCACGCCAUACUAAAUGGAUCGUUGAUAGCAGAGCGCGAGAGCCUUCCAAGUUAUACUCAGCAGAACAUGACCAGACACAAGUCGAUCAACAAUCAUCAUUGUCAUUUUUGCCAUCACCGAGAUCACCCACGAGACGACGAGCCUGGACCCUUCUACGCAUGCUAA
This is a messenger RNA of Monomorium pharaonis (pharaoh ant), 2260 nucleotides long. Its product is annotated as RNA binding protein fox-1 homolog 2. The transcript is spliced from 13 exons. Gene Ontology annotation, molecular function: mRNA binding. The record is from RefSeq and is a predicted model, not a curated record. NCBI's taxonomy places the organism in Eukaryota, Metazoa, Arthropoda, Insecta, Hymenoptera, Formicidae. Gene Ontology annotation, cellular component: nucleus; cytoplasm. Gene Ontology annotation, biological process: regulation of alternative mRNA splicing, via spliceosome; nervous system development. Bases 795 to 2108 code for a protein of 437 amino acids.